AUGCCGUCAUCGAUGGGCUCUGCCACUCCUACUGUGUCUCUUGAGCUUACGGAUGCUGAAUGGAUAGAGAUGUUCGGAUCUCCACCUGCUUUCCUAGCGCAGGGUGAUCCCCAAGAUUUGACGCGAUUCAUCGCAGUAGCGCGCACCCAGAUUCAACCCGCCACGCUGGGCAGUUUCACGAGAGAUGCUGCAGGAAAUCGUCCUGAUCAUUCCCUAUUCUUCCCUGGAGCACCCCAAGACCUUUGUCUCGCAGGCGAGACUGCACAUAAGGAUGUGUUGGGGAAGAGUGAUUUGAUGACACGCAUAUUGCGAGUGGAGGAAAAUGCAAGGCCUUUGACGGUAAUCCCUGCCGAUAUCUCCCUCCAACCGCGCGCCUGGGCGCCUAGACGCCAAAGCACCUAUCAUCCAUAUGAUAGACAGCCUGUGGAUUUGGAGUACGCUGACUAUUCUGCGAUGUUGGCACGCCGGAGCUCUUGUAAGAGACCUUUAGAAGAAUCAAAUAGGAACGAAGGUCGGAAGAUCAAACCGUUCCGAAAAUCGAAGACCUAAUCCGAGGAAGACCCGUGCACGUUAAAUUACGCUUUUCUCCAUCCCUUUCCCCGCUCAUAUUUCCCCUGUGCAACCUACUUCGUCAGCAUGUCUAGUAUUUCCAGUCUCAUACUUGUACGC
This is a messenger RNA of Serpula lacrymans var. lacrymans S7.9, 669 nucleotides long. RefSeq lists its product as uncharacterized. The record is from RefSeq and is a predicted model, not a curated record. Lineage: Eukaryota; Fungi; Basidiomycota; Agaricomycetes; Boletales; Serpulaceae. The transcript has 4 exons. The coding region runs from base 1 to 549 and encodes 182 amino acids.